CACAAUGCAAAAAUUGCACAAAAAUUGGGGCGGGGCAAAGGAGCUACAGUUGCGCAAGAGAGUUGGUUGCCGAAGUUUCUGCUUAAAGUUUGGAAGACCCGGUGCGUUUUCCUCAGUCUGCAGGGAAGGGGGAAUGCUCUGGGAGAAGUACGUUUUCAAACGUCUGUGAUUCUGGAAGGCGGGCGUCAUGGAGUUCUUUUCACCAGUAGUAUUGGCCGUCCUGGGAAGCUGUGUUCUUUUCUUAUUCUUUCGGUGGAAGAAUUUGCGUGGACCCCCGUGCAUCCAGGGCUGGGUGCCCUGGAUAGGAGCGGGAUUUGAGUUUGGGAAAGCCCCUCUUGAAUUUAUAGAAAAAGCAAGAAUCAAGUAUGGACCAAUAUUUACCAUCUUUGCUAUGGGAAACCGAAUGACCUUUGUUACCGAAGAAGAAGGAAUCGAUGUGUUUCUAAAAUCUAAACAUGUAGAUUUUGAACAAGCUGUACAAAAUCCUGUCUAUAACACAGCACGGAUUCCCAAGAGUGUCUUUUUUUCACUGCAUGAAAAACUGUAUGCCUUGAUGAAGGGGAAGAUGGGUACUUUCAGCACACAUCAGUUUACUGGACAGCUGACUGAGGCGUUCCAUGAGCAGCUGGAAGAUUUAGGUGCCUGGGGGAUAGUAGACUUGAACGACUUUGUAAGGCAUCUUCUUUAUCCAGCCACGGUCAAUACUCUCUUUAAGAAAGGCUUGUUUCCCACAGACGAGAGGAAAAUCAAGGAGUUCUACCAGCAUUUUCAAACUUACGAUGAGAGUUUUGAGUAUGGAUCCCAGCUACCGGAAUGGCUCCUGAGAAACUGGUCAAAGUCCAAAAGGUGGCUCCUCAAACUGUUCGAGAAAAACAUUGACGAAAUCAAAGCUCACAAGUCAGUAGCAGACCAUUCCAGGACCCUCAUGCAGGCCGUUCUGGAUGUUGUGGAGACAGAAUCAUGUCAACAUGGUCCAAAUUAUGGACUUUUGAUGCUUUGGGCUUCUCUGGCCAAUGCUGCUCCCAUUGCAUUUUGGACACUAGCAUUUGUUCUGGCCCACCCUGAAGUCCACAAGACCGUUUUAGAAGCCAUAUCUUCUGUGUUCGGCACUACAGGGAAAGAUAAGAUUAAAGUGUCUGACGAUGACUUGAAGAAGCUCCUUCUAAUUAAGUGGUGUGUUCUGGAAGCCAUCCGCUUGAGAGCCCCUGGUAUCAUUACAAGAAAAGUAGUGAAGCCAAUUAAAAUUCUGAGUCAUACGGUUCCUCCUGGUGAUCUAUUGAUGGUGUCUCCGUUCUGGCUACAUAGAAAUCCAAAAUACUUUCCUGAACCUGACUCAUUCAAACCUGAACGCUGGAAAGAGGCAAAUUUAGAUAAGAAUGCUUUCUUGGACGGCUUCAUGGCCUUUGGAGGCGGGAAGUUCCAGUGUCCCGGAAGCAUGGACAUGACUGCCAGGGUCUAUAAAAGGGGAUUAGGGAUGAGAUCAGAUGGUGGGUGGUUUGCUCUGCUAGAGAUCCAAAUAUGUAUUAUUUUAGUGCUUUAUAAAUAUGACUGCAGCCUUCUGGACCCAUUACCAAAGCAGAGUUGUCUGCAUUUGGUGGGUGUCCCCCAGCCAGAAGGGAGAUGCCGAAUCGAAUAUAAACAAAGAACAUGAUGUCCGUCGGGGCUCAAGAGGGUCAGAACCUUCUGGAAAAGUGAAGCUACCCAGCUACUGCCCUCAUAGCAUCCUGACCCGAAGACAUCCUAGUGACACGCGUGUUUCAGAUCUGAAGACCAUGAGUCUGAUUUCACUGUCAGGAACACAAAGACCCCCAAUUCAAGGUUUAGAGAAAGGGUUCGAAUGAUUUUUUUUUAAAGUUGAUAAAAAGUUGGAAUUUGGCUUCAUAUAUAACCAUAUCAAACUUCAAGUAGAAAUGUCAUUUGAAUGGAAAUAUUGGUACAUUAAAUUCACUGUGAAGGCGACAUACUUAAAAUUCUAUUUUACAAAAAAAGGAAAGAAGGAAGGAAAGAAAGAAAAGAAAAGAAAAGUUUUAGACACCGAAAAAUUAAAUAAUGACUUCUAGGCAUUUUCUAUUUUUAAAAAUGAUUCUAACUAGAAGUUGGAAAUCUUAGGCUUCUUAAUGUCAAACACUGCAGCAGUGCCUCACACUGGGAAGUGUGGAGGAAACGGUGGCUUUAUGACAUGUGUGGGGAUGGGUUCCUGUGCUACCCUCAUCCUGCAUAGACAGCACCAUCUUCUCUGCAGGGGACAAUCAGUGCGCAUAGAUUGUGGUGUCGACUCGUACUUUAAUCAAGGGAGAAGCACUCUUUUGACUCACAGAGUCUUUAAUUAUAGUUCAGCAGCAAAGAUGCAUGGUCUUGCUGCAUCUUGUUAUGCCAUGCUCAGUUGCUAUCUCUGGGAAGCGUGCUCUUUUCUGAAGGGAAAUGGAGGACCCCUGGAUGCGGUGGUGGGGGGGGGUGCUGAGAGGAAACCGGUUGGGAUGGAUGUAUUGCAUGAGAGAUGAAUAAAUAAAAAG
This is a messenger RNA of Arvicola amphibius (Eurasian water vole), 2513 nucleotides long. RefSeq names its product 24-hydroxycholesterol 7-alpha-hydroxylase. The record is from RefSeq and is a predicted model, not a curated record. Gene Ontology annotation, molecular function: iron ion binding; oxidoreductase activity, acting on paired donors, with incorporation or reduction of molecular oxygen; steroid hydroxylase activity. NCBI's taxonomy places the organism in Eukaryota, Metazoa, Chordata, Mammalia, Rodentia, Cricetidae. Bases 188 to 1651 code for a protein of 487 amino acids. The transcript is spliced from 13 exons. Gene Ontology annotation, biological process: cholesterol homeostasis; bile acid biosynthetic process.